AUGUACCUGCCAGAUGAUCCCUUGAAUGCAAACGAUAGUACUACUUCUUGCGUGACCACAUGUAGUACAAAGAGCACGACCAUAACAACAGCAUCAUGCUUGGCUAGCAUUACACGACGACGACGUGCUAGACAUCAAGCACCAUGCCUUCAUCUUUUCCUCACGACGGGAUCCGCUUUGCGGAUGGAAGUCAGGAAUUGGUCUGCUAUUUUAUCAAGUCCAUGCGCGAGGUCCCUAGUGCGGCGGGUCAAUUUGCUACAGGAACUAGUCGGAGUAGUAGUCAGGUGGCUCCGGCGCCAGCUGCUUUUGCCGCAAACGCAGAAGAAGGAGCAAAGCCAACUACAACGGGAACAGCAGACGGAGGUUCUCCAGCUGAUCCGGUCGUAG
Messenger RNA from Amoebophrya sp. A25, 387 nucleotides. The record is from the annotation of a GenBank genome assembly. NCBI's taxonomy places the organism in Eukaryota, Dinophyceae, Syndiniales, Amoebophryaceae.